Messenger RNA from Sorex araneus (European shrew), 659 nucleotides. RefSeq names its product ribonuclease A family member 13 (inactive) (gene RNASE13). Bases 198 to 659 code for a protein of 153 amino acids. The transcript has 2 exons. Lineage: Eukaryota; Metazoa; Chordata; Mammalia; Eulipotyphla; Soricidae. Gene Ontology annotation, molecular function: nucleic acid binding. The record is from RefSeq and is a predicted model, not a curated record.
GAACAGAGAGACUUUUGGUGAAGUUGGAACAAAAUGUUCUGGCGACAUCAGAAAGGAGGAGACGGGAGAGCCCUGUCUGUCUGCCCACACAGCCGGCCCCCUCAGCCCAGGAACGCUGCUUGCUCCCAGACCAGUUUUUGUUCAGAAUCCUCCUAACCUCUUCUGCCUUUGGGCUGUCCGUGACCUCAGCAGGAGGAAUGAAACCCGCUGUGGCCUGGUUCCUAUUCCUCCAGCUUGUUCUGGGGCCAACUCCUCUCACGAGCCUGGGGACGAAGGAAGCCAUAAAGAACUUCCGUAACUUAAAUGUGGAUUAUCCCAGGGUUAAAUUCCACAAGAAUUUUCUGGACUACUGUAAUGGUAUAAUGACCCUUGUGAGGGGCACAAGGCAGUCCCCAGCUUGCCCAAGGAUCCAUUAUGUGAUGCAUGUCCCCUGGAAUUUGAUGCAGACUUUCUGCAGAAAAAGUGACAGCUUCUGUGAGAAUUACAAUGAAUACUGUGCGCUCACCCCAGAUACUCUGCCCCUCACGAUCUGUUCCCUGAGCAAGAAACAGUCGCUUAGCAGCUGCCGCUACAAAUCUAUCAUCACCAACCAAAGAGUCUACCUGCUCUGCUCCAAAAAGGAAGAUGCACAGCCGAUGGGUAUCAUUGGCAUCUUUUAG